Silurus meridionalis is the source of this 5753-nucleotide messenger RNA. RefSeq names its product MAM domain containing glycosylphosphatidylinositol anchor 2a (gene mdga2a). The transcript has 17 exons. The coding region runs from base 964 to 3837 and encodes 957 amino acids. Gene Ontology annotation, cellular component: neuronal cell body; plasma membrane; axon. Gene Ontology annotation, biological process: homophilic cell-cell adhesion; synapse organization. Gene Ontology annotation, molecular function: axon guidance receptor activity; protein binding. Lineage: Eukaryota; Metazoa; Chordata; Actinopteri; Siluriformes; Siluridae. The record is from RefSeq and is a predicted model, not a curated record.
CUACAGAGAACCAUGAACAUUACCGCUGAUCUGAUUCACUUCAUAACAUCACCACUGUCUCAGGUGCACAGAAACCCCAAAUGGAAUGAGACGUUUCUUCAAAAUGCGACGUGUGAUGUCACGUGUUGUACUGACGGAUCUUCACUCCAGUGCUCGGCGUGUCUCCCCCCAGCACACAGUCAGGAGUAAACCUCCACAUUUUGCUCCACGACGUGGGUCGGUGUCGUGGUUCAUUUUCUCAGCGCGUGCAUCAGUGACGAUUCAUGUGCGCGCAUGCCGCCAUCUUGCACACGCGCAGUGCACAGCGCUCCCGCGCAUCUCCGGGGCACGAGCUCCGUCCGCUCGGUCCGCGCGCUUCCCCCGCGAGCGCUCCGUCACGCCGGUCAAGUGCGCGAGCGCGCGCUCCCGCGGAGCGUUGACGUCGGCGGAGGCCGCUGGAUGUGGCGCAGCGCGCGCGCGUCUCGCGUCACCCCCCCAUGAAGAGCAGGAUUCAGAGAAACGUGUAGCAGUGAUGCGAGAAACAUCAUGACGCUCCUACAUCCGUGACCUGGUUUUCUCCAUGCCGCCAUUGCCUCUCCUCUCGCCCUGGUGAUGAUGUGUGGAUGAGGGAGGUUCCUCUUUCCAGUCUCCGGCCUGGUCUCCUGGUCUCCAUUCCACUUCCUGGAAGACGGUGAAGAUGCCAUGAUCGCCUGCACGCGCUAGAUGAUACGGGAGCUCUGGAGCUGAAGAUGUUCAUGUGUGCUUCUCUGGAUCUCACAGUGAACUGCUUGGUUUAGGAGACUAUGAGGAGCGUAUGAGGAAUAAAUGCAGAAGGCGCUCAUGUGUGCACUAAAGCCGAUGAUCUCCUGCAGCUCUGCGUGAUCUGCUUCGGCAAACCCUGCGCGCGUGCCGUGCUGCUCAUCGCCCGUGCGGCGUGGAGGCCGUGUCUACUGCAGGACUGGACAUGAACAUAGUUCCGUGAAGAUGGAGGCAGGUUCUGCUCUGCUCUGGCUGCUAGCUGUGUUCCUGCAGGACAUCCACUGCCAGGGAGUGUACGCUCCUCCAAGUGUUCGUAUCAUUCACUCUGGUCACGCGUGUAAUGUGGAGGAAGAGCGCUACACUGAGAGAGUGUAUACGAUCCGAGAGGGAGAGAUGCUCGAGCUGACCUGCCUGGUCUCAGGACAUCCACGACCUCAGAUACGAUGGACGAAGACAGCAGGCAGUGCUUCUGAUCGCUUUCAUGAGUCCAGUGUGUUCAAUGAAACUCUGCGCAUUACUCACAUCCAGAGGCAACAUGGUGGCCGUUACUACUGUAAGGCAGAGAACGGCUUCGGAGCUCCAGCCAUUAAGUCCAUUCGAGUGGACGUCUAUUAUCUCGAUGAUCCAGUAGUGACAGUACACCAAAGUGUGGGAGAAGCGAAGGAACAAUUCUACUAUGAAAGAACGGUUUUUCUCCGAUGUGCAGCGAACUCCAACCCCCCGGUGCGCUACAGCUGGAGACGUGGACAUGACUUUUUGUCUCAAGGUUCUGACAAGGGUGUGGAGAUCUAUGAACCUUUCUUCACACAGGGUGAAACGAAGAUACUGAAGCUGAAAAACCUUCGCCCUCAGGACUACGCCAACUACACGUGCACUGCUUCAGUACGCAGCGUCUGCGGCAUCCCUGAUAAGAGUGCACUUUUCCAGCUCACCAACACUACAGCGUCUCCAAGUAUUAAGCUGCUAGCAGAGGAUUCCAUAGUGGCCAACCCUGGACAGACCCUGACACUCCUGUGUGUAAGCACAGGAGGAGAACCUACACCGGUCCUCACAUGGAUACGACAUGGCGAGAAUCUUCCUCUAAAUAGUCUUCUGAAAGGUGGAACUCUUACUAUACCUUCAAUCAGCACAGAGGACUCGGGCGUCUACAGCUGCAUUGCCAGCAACAAUGUGGGGAACCCAGGCAAGAAAUCCACAAACAUCAUCGUGAGAGGUCUGAAGAAAGGUCGUUUUUGGAUCACACCUGACCCAUAUCACAAUGAUGACAACAUCCAAAUUGGACGUGAGGUGAAGAUCUCAUGCCAGGUGGAGGCCAUGCCAGCUGAGGAGCUUAUCUUUAGCUGGCUGAAGAACGGUCGAGGUCUUCGCAGCUCUGAGCGCAUGGUCAUCACCCACACUGAAGCUGAUGGUGCACCAGGAACCACUAACCUGGACAUCAUUGACCUCAAAUUCACAGAUUUUGGCACCUACACAUGUGUGGCAUCACUCAAAAAUGGAGGCAUACCUGAGAUUAGCAUUGAUGUUAACAUCUCAUCCACCACAGUUCCCCCGAGCCUGACGGUCCCGAGAGGGAAGUCCCCUUUAGUGGUGAAAGAGUCUGAGACGGUGGAGCUGCAGUGUCUGGUGUCAGGCAAACCCAAACCCAUUAUCCUGUGGUCCCACGCUGACAGAGAAGCUCCCAUGCCAGAUGGAAGCAUGCAGAUGGAGAGUUACGAUGGCAUUCUGCGCAUUGUUAACGUCUCACGUGAAAUGAGCGGCACAUAUCGAUGCCAGACGAGUCAAUACAACGGCUUUAACGUCAAGCCCAGAGAAGCUCUCAUUGAGCUCAUUGUUCAGUACCCCCCUGCAGUGGAGCCGACGUACACAGAGUUACGCCAGGGUCUGGGGCGGGCGUUCACAAUCACCUGCAGAGUUCUGCGUGCACAUCCUUCACGUGUGCUGAAAUACGAGUGGAAGCUGGGCUCACGCCUCCUCACCAUGGGCCAGCUGGAUACACGUGAUGAUACAGAGUACCAGGUCAGGGCACUGAACCGUGAGGGCUAUGGUGCCUACACCUGCGACAUCACCAACGAAGCCGGUUCUGGACGCUGUACUUUUCUUGUCACUGGGAAGGCCUUCGCUCCAGAAUUCUACUAUGACACGUACAGUGCACUGUGGCAGAACAAACCCAGAGUAUACGGUUUUAAACUCCAGUGGACGCAGAUGAACCCCAACACAGUGGACCGCAUCAUGGCCUACAGGCUUGGUAUUAAACAGACAGGACAACAGAGAUGGUGGGAGCAGGAGAUCCCGAUGGAAGGCACCAUUCAGAAAGGUGAGCUCAUUACCUACAACUUGACUGAGCUUGUGAAACCUGAGGCCUACCAGGUCCGCUUAACCCCCAUCACUCGCUUUGGAGAAGGAGAUUCCACUGAGAGGAUCAUCUACUACAGUGCUCCUGUAAACCCUCACUGGAGUAAAUUUCACUGUGGUUUUGAUGAAGAAGCUGUGUGCAUGUUCACCCAAGACAAGACUGAGGAAUUUGACUGGACCAGACACAGUGCUGCUACCAGAGACACCAAAUACACUCCCAAUACCGGACCAAGCAGUGACCACAGCGGCUCAAAGCAGGGUUAUUACAUGUACAUUGAAACAUCACGCCCUCGUCAGGAAGGAGAUAAAGCACGAUUGUUGACACCACUGUUCAGUGUUGCGCCAAAAAAACCCUAUGGGAGUGUGUCCAAUAAUCCCACCUACUGCUUCAGCCUGUACUACCAUAUGUAUGGGAAACAUAUAGGUUCACUGAAUGUGUAUUUAAGACAGAAGAGUCAGACUGGUGAAGACAGUCCUGUAUGGACCUUGACUGGGAACCAAGGAGAUCACUGGAAACAAGCUCGAGUAAACAUUCACCCUACUUCAUCCUUCCAGAUGAUUUUGGAAGGUGUCCGUGGUUCUGGUAUUGAAGGAGACAUUGCGAUAGACGAUGUUGUUAUUGAGGAGGGAGAAUGUCGAGACCCGCCUCCUAACAGUAAUCUGAGGUCUUUGGCUCCUUCUGCAGUACAGCAUAUAUGGAAGUGGUGUGUUCCUCUGUUCCUGGUCCUGGUUGGUCAGUGGAGGUGACCAGGUUUCAGAUCAGUUAUGAUUGUCGUAUUUCUGGGAUUUUGACAGCAGUCGUGUCUGACAUGUACCAAAGAUCAGUCCGAUCUGUACAAGAAAUCACAACUCUAAAUUCUGUAAUUCUGAAGCUGUCGAUCACUUAACAGCAACGAGGAGCCCAGCGAGGAGCCCAACGAGGAGCCCAACACAGGAUCAGGAUUCAGAAGUCUAUUGAAGUUGCUGUAGAUGUGAAAGGAAAACUCUGCGUCUGGAUUCUUUGCCACACUUACAGUAACUGCAUGGGAGAAUUUUCUCAAAGCACAAAGACACAAUAUUUAUUGUCCUGAAGAUUUGAUCUUCAAGUGUCUCUCAUUAUGCGAAUAUAUUACACACUUGGAGGUGUAGAAGUUAUUAUUAUUUGUAAAUAACCAUUUCCUUAUUAUUUAAAGUUUAAUUAGUAGAACGUUUUAUUUUAAGAAGAAGAUUGCGCCGAGUUUAACUGUUUUAAUUUUUUUUAUUAAUCCCUGAAUGUGUAUUUGUUUGGAUGUGGGUCCAGACGCAGUCUCUAAAUUCCUCCUCUUGCUCUCGUUUCAUUCUAUUAGUUUAUUUUCGGUACACAUGGUCUUGGUGUCUUCACUCAUAUCAGGUGUUUGUCCACUGUAUAAUAAGUGUUUCUCUGAGGUUUUAUUUGAGCAUGGCUCCAUAAACACAGGCUGCCCUCUGCCCACUGAAAGAGUAACUGGUGCCAGUCAGAAGCUUGUGCCAGUCUACAACAGCAGCUGUUUUCUUGAGGUACAGGAUGGAAGCUGUCUUUCUGAAAGAGCUUUCACAACGUUCCUCUACUGCUGCUGCCUGCAAUGGAAAUUAAGUGCCUUCAGAACUUUGUGUAACAUCAUUCUGUUUUAGUCCAUGCUGAGAAAACCAUCUUCACUGUACUUUAUAAAAACAAGACCAGGUGCAAACCUGCAAGAAGUGAACAUGACGCGUCGCUGAUCUCAGCACCACACCACGCCCCGCCCCCUAGCCCAGUCCCGCCUCCCCGUCGUCCCACCCUCCCGCACCGUCCUGCCGCCCCGCCCUUCUGCCCAGUUGUCCCACCCUUCUGCCCCGCCCCAUCCCGCCCCAUCCCGCCACCCCCGCCCGCCCGCCCGUCCGUCUUCUCAUCUCACAGUCGGUUUUUCCUUGAAGGCCAUUGCUUUAAAGCUUACAACCUGUCAUGCUCCAAACCUUACUGAGGUGGAAAGAUUGAGAACUUUAUUAGAAUUAUGGGAGGAAAAAGUGAGUUCCUAUUAUAAUGGACAUCAGGUAUAAAAUCCAGAGCUCUGGGAAAAGAGAAAUCCACCCAGGAGGGUCACUGUGAAAUCCUUCUUCACAUCAGUGAGAGAUUUGUGCUGAUGAAGGAGUUUUAUGGACUAAAUGGUAGAAAGACUGAUGUUUUAUCUUCAGACUCAAUGUGCUGAGAUGAACUCAGAUUCUUACAAAUAAUAUUUUACUAUCCUGCUGAUUUUACACAAACUGUUUCAGUCUCUGAACUACCUGAGGGCAUCUGUUACCGUAACCAGCAGGUUUUUCCAUAUUUAUUGUUCAUAAGGUUUGUUUCUGUAAAGAUUUGAUUUUCUUUCUUCCCUCAUGAUACUGUUCGUUUUAAAAAAUAUCCCUCUCUAUUCUUGUAUUAUUCAAAAAAUAAUAAUGAAACUAUAAUAUCGUAUCAUAAACAGGAUGUAACACUGAGAUUUCUACUGAAGUGUGUUGGACAGAACUUCCUGCCCCGAGGAUUUCACUUUACACUCAAAUGAAAAAGCACAAUGUGUUCUGUCCCUCACAGAACCUCCACAAACCAGAGGCUUUUUCUUACAUUUAAUUAUCUCCACAUUUGAUAAGAAGAUUCCUGAAUAGUAGAUCAUUUUAAACUUCUGAUCAAUAAAAAGAUUUCCUGCUAA